AUGCUAAAUUCUAAUAAAACAAAUGGGGAAAUACACAAUAAUAACAACGGUUAUCACAAAAAGUCAUUUACCUAUAACGACGAAUCUAGUAAAUCUAUACAAUCAGGCACAGUAACUGAAACAAGUAACGAAGAAUUGAGGAAUAAAAAGAAGAGGAAUAGAUUUAGGAAUAAACAAUACAAAAGAUCUAGCCAAUCAAAUCAACAACCAGAUCAACCCCAAAACAAGGCUAAUGAGGCAAGGAUACUGAAAAGAGAAGACGAAAAAGUGGAAGAACAACAACAAACUCAACAACCAAGCCCAAUGUUUGAAACCUCAACUCAGACUAAUCCCAUCAGUACAAUUAAUUCCAACCCCACAAUUCACACCAAUAGCUUAAUCAAAUCAUCUACACAAAAGGACUUGAAAGCAAAUUCUCCCACGACUCCUCGAUUACAACAACCUCCCAUAAUUAACGAAAGUCAAAAUGAAGUGCUACCUCACCAAGCCUAUAAAUCCCCUAGAAAAGAAGCCAUCCUAAGACAUAAACAAAGUAACGGAAGUAAAGAAUCAAAGAACAAUCAAUCAAAUUAUCGAGAAAAUUUAAAAUCGAAUAAGGAUAUACCAUCGCCCAAGUCGUUAGUCCAUUAUGGCAAUCAACACCACGACACCGCUCAAGACCCAUCAAUGAAUUUAAAGUUGGAUGAAAAAGUUACAUUAUUCAAAUAUAGAUCAUCAAAAAUAUUGGAGUUGGUUCACAAGAAUGAUAUAAAUGGUUCCUUAUUAGCACAUGGAGAAUUCGAAAUUUUUCAAUUACACAAUGGCGAUAUAACUUAUUUGUCAUGUGGUGGUGGAAAACUGUUCAUAUAUCCAUUACUACCUAAGAUUAAAAUAUCUAGAAUUGAGUUUAACAAAUUCAUCAUACAUUUAAUUAAUCCCAAAAGAUUCUGGAAGAUUUUCAUCAAUAGUGACGAGAAAAAUGUUAUUGAGAUUUUACAAGGAACUUUGGAGAGGAAUGUCAAAUAUGAGAACGAGUACAAAUUUGAUUCUGAAGAAGACGAAAAGCAAAAUCUGGUAAGUAACAAGAUAGAGGAAAAUAGGACUCCAGAAGAAGACGAAGAGCAACUGAUUUACAAAAGAUUGGAUAUGAAACCUAGAGAAUUGAUGGAGGAUAGCCCUCAGAAUCUUGAUUUCAAAACUUCGUCUAACAAUUUUAUUGAUAAUAUAAUCCCUGACUCCCCACCAUCUGCUCCGAUAUCUCCAACUCAGGAUAUCAUCAAAACCUUUGACUUAGAUCCAGUGAGAAAAGAACAACCACAGUAUGUUCAUCCAUACUAUUCACCAACGUCCUUCAAUCAACCAAGCAAACUCAAAAAGCAUUCAUCAUUACAAUCAAUGAAUACCAAUGUUGCAUGUUUAGAUGUGGGUCCAAAAACACCAAAUCAACAUAUUAUUAAGAGUUCAAUACCUGUACAUCAACAACUACAAAACCCCUACCAAGCAGGUAUAAAUAAUCGUCCCAAUCAUAAUCACAGUCACAAUCACAAUCACAAUCACAAUCACAAUCACAGUCACAUUCCACAUCAGUUUAAAAACAACUUUAUACCAAUCGAUGAAAAGUCUGAAAGUUCAAUGGAUUCAUUACUAGAUGAAUUUGAAGAAUCAUUAACAAAAUCAGUAAAACAAAAUAUAGUUGGAGGUGCUACAUCAACCAUUUACUCAAGACCACCUUCUAUAAUUCAACAUUCAGUUACUUCUCAGCAUAAUCCAAUACCAUUGUAUUCCCGAGGUAAAUAUUUUGAUGGUAAGAUUGAGAAUGAUGAAGAGUGCGAUGAAAAUUAUAACCAGAAGAAUAAAGAUAAACAGGAAGAGAUUACAAGUUUGAAUGAUGGAUUUAAUAAAUCACACAGUUAUAGAUAUCAUCCGAAUGAAGGGCUUCAUUCAAGUCGAAGUAGACGAUCUUCAAGAAGUGACUUGUACACGAAUGAAAGUGGUUGGAUGGAACCAAAUAUUAAGUCAAAAUUAAUUCCAACUAACGCCAAUCACAAUCACCAAUCGAUAAAUGGAAGUGUUUAUAGCAGGUCAAAAUUACCAAAAUCGAGGUCAAAUCAAUCCAUAAGUAGCUCCGUCUCCCACAAUCAAUACAACAAUUUAAGCAAUAUUUACAGGUCAGUCAUUGGUCAAAAAUUACACGAUAAUGGAAACAUACAAAAUGAUUAUACAUCGGUAUCAUCAGUCAGAUCAAUGUCAAGAUUACCUCCCCGAAUAAAUCCACAGCAUCAAAAUCAAAUUGAUUUAAAUUUAAGGAGACAAAGUUCAUAUUUGAAUUCAAAACCUAACAUAAAUCAAUCAAAUAAUCCUAGUGAAAAGAUACCCAUUAAAACAAAUGCGAAUUCUAAAAAUCUCAAUUCAAAGGAAAUAUAUCAAAUUUUAAGCUCAACAUCAGCUCAAGAUUUGAAACGAAACAAAAACUCACUACCUCAAAAUCAAAACAACCAAAAAAAACCAAUUCCAAAAUCUACAAGCUUUACAUCAAGAUUAUUUGGAUGGUAG
Molecule: messenger RNA, 2532 nt
Organism: Lodderomyces pseudojiufengensis
Lineage: Eukaryota; Fungi; Ascomycota; Pichiomycetes; Serinales; Debaryomycetaceae
Exons: 1
Coding region: 1-2532 (843 amino acids)
Biological process (GO): peroxisome inheritance
Cellular component (GO): extrinsic component of intraperoxisomal membrane
Source: RefSeq, a predicted model, not a curated record